AUGACGCCCGUGAUGCACCAACCUUUGAAAGAACGUCUGUGCAUUCAGCCAUUGUCGCCGGCACAGGACAGUUCGUGCGUCAUGUUUACAUUGUGGCUGAAUCGAGUUGCUAUCGUCGUGUUCUUCUUGCUAACAGCAGUGUCUGUCGUGGCGUGCGUUGUGACUGCGCUCUUGCCCCACAACAAGUCGGUGAAUGACCCGUUGCCAACUCCUUCCAAGCCCAUCGAGUUGACAGCACUGACUUCUCUUCCGCCGCGCGCGGUGAGCUCCCGCAUUCGUUAUGAGCCCUUGAUCAAGCAGUGA
Messenger RNA from Aphanomyces invadans, 303 nucleotides. RefSeq lists its product as hypothetical. The record is from RefSeq and is a predicted model, not a curated record. The coding region runs from base 1 to 303 and encodes 100 amino acids. The transcript has 2 exons. NCBI's taxonomy places the organism in Eukaryota, Oomycota, Saprolegniomycetes, Saprolegniales, Verrucalvaceae.